Messenger RNA from Aplosporella prunicola CBS 121167, 1553 nucleotides. RefSeq lists its product as uncharacterized. The annotation marks the transcript as partial. The transcript is spliced from 2 exons. The record is from RefSeq and is a predicted model, not a curated record. Lineage: Eukaryota; Fungi; Ascomycota; Dothideomycetes; Botryosphaeriales; Aplosporellaceae.
AAUGCUAUUGAACAUCUCUAGCACGCUGGACAUCUCGGGCCAAGCCACCUUCACCCUCGUCAACGCCCUCACCCACUACCCGCUGGCCAUCGACCCGUCCCUGGCCUACUUCCCGCUGCGCGCCGCCCCGCCCUCCUCGUUCAACGGCACCCCCACCGUCCUCGAGUUCCAGUUCCGCCAGUCCGACUAUGCGGGCGAGUACAACGUGUGCGCCGCCUUUUCGGGCCUGUCGUACUGCCUCGACGUCUUUGGCAACGACAAGUACAUCCCGCACCUGUCGGCGUGGGGGGAGCACUCGGGGCAAUACUGGAAGGUCAACGUGACCCGCCAGGGUCUGGAAAUGUCAAACGAGUGGUCCGGCAGCGACUAUUUCCUCGACGUGCUCCCCACCACUUACCAGGGCCAGAUGACCAACGGCGGAGGCUCAGGGCAGCUGUGGUUCUUGAAUCAAACCGCGACCAAUGCCACACUGCCCCCCUUCGCCCCCGAUAGCUCAUCUUUGGCCAACAAGAAACCGUACGGCCUCACCACAGGGGGCAUAAUCGGAGUCAGCCUGGCGGGCGGCUUCAUCAUAUCGUCGAUACUCCUCGGGAUCCUGGCCUUCCUCUACCGGCGACGACGCAAACGGCAGCGACGGCUCCGCGAAAUCGACACGGCCGCCGCCGCAAAGGCCGAAUACAGCGCGGCGUCCAGCCCGCCCGACUCGCACCACUACCACGUGCCGCCCGCGCAAGCCGAGGUGGCGGAACUGCACUCGCCGACGAACCCGACGACGCCGCCGUCCCAGCAGCACCAGCAAACGACGCUGUACGAGCUAGCCGCGGCGUCGGUGGACGACCUGCGGCGCCCGGAAACGCCCGACCCGGCGUCGCCGCCGCCGCAGCUCGACGACAAGGGCAUCUACUCUGCGAUGGCCUCGUGGCCCGGCUCGCCGUCGACAAUCGACGACAGCCCCGUGACGCGCGGCCGCAACGCGCGGUGGGAGGAGGUGGUGAUGGUAGAGAACGGCGAGCUGGUCAGCGUCGAGGACGCGCGGCGCUACCUCGACGCAAACGGGCACUUCCGCGUCGGCGGCGGCGAGUCCAGCGCUGCGGGGGGCGGCGCAGCAGCGCGCUUCUGCUCGUCGGCGGCGGCCGCGGCCGGCGUCCCGCCCCACGCCACGUCGAGCAACGGGUACAACCACGUGCCGUCGGAGCUGGACGCAGGGCCGCCGGGCUACGCCGAGUGGGUGAUUAGCGGGGCGGUGCCGGGCAGCGGACAGGUGCACGAGGCGGGCGGGAGAGAGAUAUUGGUGGCGCGCAAUGAGCGGCGGCGGUCGCGGGCACGGAUAAGUCGGUGAGAAGGGAAGGAAGAAAGAAAGAUCGUGGCGAGAGUGCACGAGCGUAUGAAGCUGGCGAAAGAGCUGGUUUAAAGGACUGGUUUGGAAGGGCGGCUUUUCUGAUUGUUUGGUCUUUUUUUCAACGGCGUAUCUACCGGGGCGGCAUCGGCUGCGUACUACGGUGCAGGGCAGAGCAGGGCGUUAUUGCUUUUUUUUUUUUUUUUUUUUUUUUUUU